Messenger RNA from Neoarius graeffei (lesser salmon catfish), 2899 nucleotides. It is a transcript of the gene sirt1, whose product is annotated as sirtuin 1. The transcript is spliced from 9 exons. Bases 105 to 2297 code for a protein of 730 amino acids. The record is from RefSeq and is a predicted model, not a curated record. Gene Ontology annotation, molecular function: NAD+ binding. Lineage: Eukaryota; Metazoa; Chordata; Actinopteri; Siluriformes; Ariidae.
GCCUCGCAGACAGAUACUAUUGGCCGGGAGUGGUGGCUCGAGUAAGGAAAUCUGCAGGCAGAUGCUAUUGGAGGGGAAACGUGGCCUAAAUCCGCAUUUAAAAGAUGGCGGACACGGAACGUAAAUCGGAACGUGAAGCGAUAGCCGAUUGUGAUAGAACAAGCGAACCAGUUCCUAAGAAACCACGGAGUAGUGUUCUUCAGAAUCGUGGUCCAAACAUUAUUUUCGGAGAGCAAAUAACAAGUGGAGACGAGUUUGGUGGGAGUUGUGUGGUGGAGAUUUCAGCACGGCCUGAAGAUCCAGAGCUGGAGAUGGUAGUGACUCAGGCCACGGAGGGUAUACAAGAAAACAACAACAAUGAGCCUGUGACCUCGGAUCUCACAAAAGAUUACUGUAACGCAGAUAAGACUCUGUUGUCUGGAUCUGAACGUGAUGUGUUAGGGCUAAUGGAUGAUGGUGUUCACCGCAAUGGAUUUUAUUCACCUGAAUUGGGUGAUGAUGACUGCUCCUCUCAUGCCAGUUCUAGCGACUGGACUCCCCAGCCAUGCAUUGGUUCCUACCGCUUUAUUCAGCAACAAAUAAUGAGAGAGACUGAUCCACGGACUAUUCUAAAUGACCUUCUUCCAGAAACUGCCAUUCCACCUGAUCUUGAUGACAUGACACUAUGGCAGAUUGUCAUCAACAUCUCGGAGCCCCCAAAGAGAAGGAAACGCAAAGAUAUUAACACCAUAGAGGAUGUCAUCAGACUUCUUAAUGAUUGCAAAAAGAUACUUGUCCUGACUGGUGCUGGGGUCUCAGUUUCCUGUGGAAUACCUGAUUUUAGGUCUCGAGAUGGGAUUUAUGCUCGACUUGCUGUCGAUUUUCCAGACCUUCCAGAUCCUCAAGCAAUGUUUGAUAUUGAGUACUUCCAAAGGGAUCCAAGACCAUUUUUUAAAUUUGCAAAGGAAAUUUACCCUGGACAGUUUAGACCAUCACUUUGUCACAGAUUUAUUGCUAUGCUGGAUAAGAAAGAUAAACUACUCAGGAACUACACUCAGAACAUUGACACUCUGGAGCAGGUUGCUGGAGUCCAAAGGGUCAUGCAGUGUCAUGGUUCCUUUGCAACUGCUUCCUGCCUUGUGUGUAAACACAAAGUUGAUUGUGAUGCCAUAAGGGAAGAUAUUUUCAGACAGGUUGUUCCCCAUUGUCCAAGGUGCUCGAAUAUCCCUUUCGCUAUUAUGAAACCAGACAUCGUCUUCUUUGGAGAGAACCUUCCAGAAGCUUUUCAUAGGGCCAUGAAGCAGGACAAGGAUGAGGUGGAUCUCCUCAUUGUUAUUGGAUCCUCUUUGAAAGUGCGACCAGUGGCUCUUAUUCCAAGCUCUGUUCCCCAUGAAGUGCCUCAAGUGUUGAUCAACCGUGAGCCCCUGCUUCACUUGAACUUUGAUGUGGAAUUGCUAGGAGACUGUGAUGUCAUCGUCAAUGAAUUAUGCCAUCGACUGGGUGGUGACUUUGAGCAGCUUUGCGAUAACUCUUCUCAACUAAGUGAGAUCACAGAGACACCUCCUCCUCUGCCAACUACUCUACCUGAACAGGCAUGUGUCCAGACAUGUGACGUUCAGAAUACAUCACAGUUCAUCACAAAAGAUGUUGCAGAAACAUCAGAGACAGUAACAGUUAUAGACUCUUGCCCAAAUGCACAGUUCCUAAAUUAUGGGAAUCUGAACACAUUUUAUACAUCCAAGGAAGCAAGACCCACAGUAGAGCUAGAAAACAGAUCAAGCUCACCAAAACCUUCAACACAAGAAAGUUAUGGGUAUCUUAAUACACAGCCAAGCACUUGCAGAGAGAGCUCAGAUACUGAUCAGAAUGCACAAUUGGAGGCAGUUGGAAACAGUCCAAAUACACAGCAAGAAAGAGAGGGGAUAAUGGAGAUGCUGGAAAUGCAAACUGAAGAGCAGCUCAGAAAAGAAAGAAAUGAUCUUCGCAAACAAUGCUGGUUGAAACAAAUCUGCCGAAGUCCAAUCAGUAAUCGCCUUGGAACUUCCCAAUAUUUAUUUCAGGUUCCAAAUCGUUACAUUUUUCAUGGAGCUGAAGUGUACUCCUGCUCAGAAGAUGAAACGUCUAGUUCUGACAAUGAGGGCUCCUGCUGCAGUGGUUUUGAGGAACAAGAAAGUGAUGCAGAGGAGGAAUGCAUAUCUGGAGACUGUAGAACACCUGGAGAGGAUGGUGUUGAAGAGACAGUGGAUGAAAAUAAACACAUGUCAAGCAUUCACACAGACAGUACAAGGGUGAAUCUCAACACAACAACAGACGUUUAAAAUAUGAACUCCUUACUUCUUUGAGUACUAUAUAUAUGUCUUGUGCUUAUUUCUGGUUGUGACUGUAUAUUUUUGUACUCUUCUCCCCCAGUCCCACUCUUGUACAGUGUGCUCCAAAUCUAUUUGGACAGGAAAGUCACAAUAGUGCUUUUUAUUGAUUUUUCAGUUUUUAUUAGAGAUGUAAUGUUGAAGGAUUGAAAGUAAUGGUGACUUUUUGUAUUUAGAUAUUUCAAUAUUUUGUGUUUCAUUAUUCUGGUUGUAUAACUCAUGUCCAGUCCACCAUUUGAUGAGCAUGUUUUGUUAAAUUAAUCUGUUUAUGUUGGUUGCAUAUUUCUUGUUUAUGUUUAUCUAUGUAUAUCUAGUUUAACUAUGCACAAACUUGUAAGAGGAUUGAGAAAAUUCUAAUUAGUACAAAGUGCAAGUCAAGAAUUUGUAUUUUCUUUGGAAAAUAAAAAUUAUGUGCAAUAAAACCUCUUACACGCAAGAACAUUUUACAGGCACUUUCAACAAAGUAAAAAGUACACUGCGACACAUUCAUGGAGCUGUAACAGAAAGGCCUGACAAGACGGAGUUGAGGCUAGAAGCUUUCGAUCACUGACAUU